AUGAACACAUCUACACCUAUAUCUGCUGAUGCAAGCGCAACAGCUGCAGACGUCGCCAGCAAAACUUCCAAACUCAACAACAGAGAUACCACAACUAAAGGCAAAUAUUCGCUAAACGACUUCCAGAUCUUGCGGACUUUGGGCACAGGUUCUUUUGGCCGUGUACACUUAGCCCGGUCCGUGCACAAUGGGCGUUUUUAUGCAAUGAAGACUUUGAAGAAGCAGAGAGUAGUACACAUGAAGCAGGUGGAACAUACUAACGACGAGCGUCGGAUGUUAAAGUUGGCACAGCACCCGUUCAUAAUUCGUAUGUGGGGCACGUUUCAGGAUUGCCACAAUUUGUUCAUGAUCAUGGAUUACAUAGAAGGCGGCGAGCUUUUCACGUUGUUACGGAAAUCGCAGCGGUUUCCUAUUCCUGUGGCCAAAUUCUACGCAGCAGAGGUUUUCCUAGCUAUCGAGUAUUUGCACGACCUCGAUAUCAUAUACAGAGACUUGAAGCCAGAAAACAUCUUGUUGGAUAAAAACGGACAUAUCAAGUUGACGGAUUUCGGAUUCGCAAAAGAGGUCACCGACGUCACCUAUACUUUGUGUGGAACCCCUGAUUACAUUGCACCCGAGGUUGUUGCCACUAAGCCUUAUAACAAAUCCGUUGACUGGUGGUCUUUCGGAAUCUUGAUUUUUGAGAUGCUCACGGGAUAUACUCCGUUCUACGACCCCACGCCCAUGAAAACAUACGAGAACAUUUUAAAUGGGACGAUAACAUACCCUGAUUACUUACCACCAGACAUUCUUGACUUGCUUCAAAAGUUGAUUGUAAAGGACUUAACCCAAAGGUUGGGGAAUUUGCAAAAUGGCUCUGAGGAUGUCAAGUCUCACCCAUGGUUCAAGGAAGUUAUUUGGGAGCGCUUGCUAUCGAGAGAUAUCGAAACACCUUAUGAACCGCCAAUUACCUCUGGCGUUGGUGAUACUUCUCAAUUUGACAGAUACCCUGAGGAUAAAGACUUGGACUAUGGAAUCACCGGAGUCGAAGAUCCAUAUGCGGAUACGUUUACAGAGUUUUAG
Messenger RNA from Metschnikowia bicuspidata var. bicuspidata NRRL YB-4993, 1062 nucleotides. It is a transcript of the gene TPK1, whose product is annotated as cAMP-dependent protein kinase catalytic subunit TPK1. The coding region runs from base 1 to 1062 and encodes 353 amino acids. The transcript has a single exon. Gene Ontology annotation, biological process: peptidyl-serine phosphorylation. Gene Ontology annotation, cellular component: cAMP-dependent protein kinase complex; nucleus. NCBI's taxonomy places the organism in Eukaryota, Fungi, Ascomycota, Pichiomycetes, Serinales, Metschnikowiaceae. The record is from RefSeq and is a predicted model, not a curated record. Gene Ontology annotation, molecular function: cAMP-dependent protein kinase activity; ATP binding.